This is a messenger RNA of Lentinula edodes (shiitake mushroom), 925 nucleotides long. RefSeq lists its product as uncharacterized. The transcript is spliced from 3 exons. Lineage: Eukaryota; Fungi; Basidiomycota; Agaricomycetes; Agaricales; Omphalotaceae. The coding region runs from base 98 to 724 and encodes 208 amino acids. The record is from RefSeq and is a predicted model, not a curated record.
GGCUGGAACAUCCCGGACCAUCACUCGAAAAGAAUGGCGUUGCGCAUUCCGAUGUCUCAAUCGUAUCCAUUUGUCCCGCCGAAGUCUGGAGCGACAUAUGGUUGCUCACAUGUCGGAAGUCCCACUCUCGUGCCCUUUCCAGUCAGGGCACAAUACAACGGCUUUGGAGGGUCAAAUAUGUACUACAUGGUGGCCCCCGUAUCGUCAGCCUCAAUUUGCUGAAUCCCCCCCGUGGCCUGAUUCCCCUGUGAACUAUUUAGACAUCAUCAAUCCUUAUCCAUCUCAGUCACCGCAUCCAUCACCACCCCAUACGCCUCCCGCUUCACCCGUAUUUCACCAGUUUCCCCGUCUUGUCCAAUCUAGUGCUCUUCAAUCUCCCUCAUUCCAUUCACCUGGCCGUCGCCCCAUUCCGCGGCAGAUCACCAUAGAGAGCAUAGAAGACUGGUCAAAACCAGAGGAAUUUUACGAGUUUGAAGAUCUUCCGACUCUGAGCGAAUUGCCUCCAAAUGCUUCCACUCAUAAUUCCGAGUGGCGUCCGUCCCCGCAGAUUCCCGAAGACUGGAUAGUUUGGCAGCGACCACAGAGCUGGAAGAAGGAGACUUCGACUCUCUUUCAUCUGCAAACUGCCGAAGAUCUGGGUCAUAUGCCACCUUCGUCGAUGGACUACAAUGUUUUCAGUGCACGUGUAAACCAACUGAAGGCAGAAGGCUUACUGGGAAAAUAGCGCGUCUCUGUUAUCUCACACAUUCCUGAAAUUCAUAUCCGGCACAUAUAAUAGUUCUCUUACCAGAAAAAUAUCUCGUAGUUACUUUUUUAUGUACAUAGGUCCACCCCAACGCAGACCCCGCGUCGCAUUUGCUGUAUCAAUUAAAUUCGCUUUGCCUGUUCCGUUCUUCUAAUUUACUGGAAUCUGUCUUGAUUAGUU